Messenger RNA from Cuscuta europaea, 7007 nucleotides. NCBI's taxonomy places the organism in Eukaryota, Viridiplantae, Streptophyta, Magnoliopsida, Solanales, Convolvulaceae. The record is from the annotation of a GenBank genome assembly.
AUACUCUGUAGUCUGUAUAUAAGAAAUCGUUCACCAAAUAACUAGCUGGAAAAACAAAAAAUACAAUUAGCCCUAAUGCAGCGUUUUAUUCAAUCUAAAUUAACAAAUUACUACUCCGUAAAAAACUAGCGUAGAAGGGUAUCUUUGUCCGUCUAAGCUGAAAUAGAAGCUCCUUUUUCCAUUUCAAUGGUACUGGACGUGAAGUCGUGAACAUCUGAAUCAAAUGCUAAAAUUGGCAAAUUACCCAUCCUCCGCUGCUGCCAGUCUGCAAUGAUCUUCUGAACAGGCAUCCGUUCAGACAUGGAUUGCCGAUAACUCAACAAGACCCUGUAAAUCUCGCCCCCCUACAGUCUGAAGGCUAACAGAAGAGCUACCUGAUAUCUGCUCGGCUCGUCAAUGUCAGAUCCGUCCGCAUAACCCACUCUGAAUGUGUUGUGUGAUUAUUUUGAUGGCUACACACCCAACCCGAUAACUCACCUGUAGAUUUGGGUAGGAAAUCUACCCUUGAUACUUUUUGUAUCUAUGUUUCAAGGUUUUGCAGAAUGAUGUUACAAAAUUGAUUAAAGCUGUAUAAAUUUCAGGGGGUGAUUUGGCUGUGUGAAUUAGCUGUAUAACAGUUAUUUUAGAAUUAGCUGACACAUCGUACCUUAUCAUUGUGUUUUUUGGAACCUAAGGUGGACUCCCAAGGAGGUUAUAAACCACUAUGGGGUGUCUGGAUCAGCAUAUUGAAGCCAAUGACAUCUGUCCAGAGCCCAAAGGUGGCACAUGGAAGCCAUCCAGGAACGCUUUGGCUUGUAUGGUGAACUCAGAAGUUGGAGCGGUUUUAGCUGUGAUGAGGAGAAAUGUACGAUGGGGGAUUCACUAUGCCGCUAGCGAUGAUCAGGUAGAGCAUUCUCUCAUUCAGUCCUUCAAGGAACUGCGGAAAAAGAUCUUCUCAUGGCAACAUCAAUCGAAUUCGAUCGAUCCACUGGUCUUUCUCCAGCCAUUUCUGGACGUGGUCCAAUCUGAUGAAACUGGUGCACCAAUCACAGGUGUUGCUUUGUCAUCCAUUUACAAAUUUUUAACCCUUGAAAUUCUUGAUUCGACUUCUAAGAAUGUAGACAAGGCUUUGCAUCGGAUAGUUGAUGCUGUCACCAGCUGUCGUUUUGAAGUGACUGAUUCUGCCUCUGAAGAAGUGGUGUUGAUGAAGAUUCUACAAGUUCUAUUGGCUUGCAUGAAAAGCAAGGCAUCUGUUUAUUUGGGGAACCAACAUGUGUGCAAUAUAGUAAAUACCUGUUUCCGGUUGGUCCGCCAGGCAAGUGCAAAAAGUGAACUGUUGCAAAGGAUAACACGCCACACAAUGCAUGAUUUGGUUAGGUGUAUCUUUUCUCACCUGCCUGAUAUUGAGAGCAAAGAAGUUGUUUUGGAUCAGAGAAAAAUAUUAUGUGCUACUCCAGAGGAUGAUAUGUUGAUGGAAGAUAAAACUUUUAGGGAUCGGCAAUCUAUCCUUGAUGGUUCUGGUAAUGAAAAAUCUCAUUUGAGUGUAUCUCCAAACCAAUUGGCAAGCAAGAAGAAUGAACUGGGCGGCCAGGAGGAGAGUAUAAGUGGUGGAGAUCUUUCCACGAUGGAUCCUUAUGGAAUCCCUUGUAUGCUGGAGAUACUUCAUUUCCUAUGUUCUCUUCUGAAUGUGAUGGAUCACAUGGAAAUUGGUCCACAAUCGAAUCCUAUAGCAUAUGAUGAGGAUGUCCCUCUUUUUGCAUUGGGUUUAAUAAAUUCAGCAAUAGAAUUAGGUGGAGCUUCGUUUGGAAACCAUCCUAAAUUAUUGACCUUGAUACAGGAGGAGUUGUUCCAAACUUUGAUGCGCUUUGGCCUGUCGAUGAGCCCACUAAUCCUCUCAACAGUUAGCAGCAUUGUUCUAAACCUCUAUCACCAUCUCCGUGAUAAACUAAAGCUGCAGCUUGAAACUUUCUUUUCCGGUGUGCUCUUGAGGAUUGCGCAGAACAAACAUGGAGCUUCUUAUCAACAGCAGGAGGUUGCUUUGGAAGCUCUAGUUGACUUUUGCAGGCAGCAUGUUUUCAUGACUGAAAUGUAUGCUAAUUUUGAUUGUGACAUCUCUUGUAGCAACAUAUUUGAAGAACUUGCUAACCUAUUGUCAAAGAGCACGUUCCCAGUCAACAGCCCUUUAUCAGCAGUGAACACUAUUGCUUUGGAUGGUCUAAUUGCUAUGGUUGAAGGAAUUUGUGAAAGGAUUGGGCACGGUUCAGUUUCAGAACUCAUUUCGUCAGAUUCUGAAGAAUAUAAGCCAUUUUGGACUGAGGUAUGUCAAGAUUAUAAUGACCCUACUCAUUGGGUUCCUUAUGUGCAUAAGAUGAAGCAAAUUAAACAGAAGUUGAUGAUUGGAGCCGACCAUUUUAACCGGGAUCCCAAGAAAGGUCUCGAGUUUGUUCAAGAAAUGCAUUUGUUACCUGGUGACAAACUGGAUCCCACCAGUGUAGCUUGUUUCUUCAGAUACGCACCUGGGUUAGAUAAAAAUCUUAUCGGGGAUUUCUUAGGUAACCAUGAUGAAUUUUGCAUCUCUGUGCUUCAUGAAUUUGCAAAGACAUUUGAUUUCCGUGGUAUGAAUUUGGAUAUAGCGCUGCGGAUAUUUCUAGAAACAUUUAGAUUGCCCGGAGAGUCGCAAAAAAUACAAAGAGUGCUUGAAGCAUUUUCUGAAAGAUAUCAUGAGCAAUCUCCAGAUAUUCUGGCAAACAAAGAUGCUGCUCUCCUCCUAUCGUAUUCAAUCAUAUUGCUCAACACUGACCAACACAAUUCACAGGUUAAGAAGAAGAUGACAGAAGAAGAUUUCAUCCGUAAUAACCGUAGGAUUAAUGGGGGACAGGACCUCCCCAGAGAGUUACUGUUGGAGCUUUACCACUCCAUAUGUGAGAGCGAGAUCCGGAUGACCCCAGAUGCAGGUAAUGUAGCCUCUGCUGUCAUGAUGCCAAGCUACUGGGUUGGUCUGGUCCACAGAUCGAACCAUACUGCCCCAUUCAUAGUCUGUGAUGUGAAACCUUACGUUGACAAACAUCUCUUUUCAAUACUAUCUGGGCCCAUAGUUGCUGCCAUCUCUGUCGUGUUUGAUCAUGUGGAAGGGGAAGGCAUCUUGCAAACCUGUGUUGAUGGGUUCUUGGCUGUUGCUAAGAUUUCGGCAUCAUAUAACUUCGAUCAAGUGUUGGAUGAUUUGGUUGUGUCACUAUGCAAAUUCACCAACUUGUUGCUCCCGUCCUACUCUGAAGACUUCAUUAUUAGAUACGGUGAUGACAGCAAGGCGAGGAUGGCCUCCACCGCAGUCUUUACCAUAGCAAACGAGUAUGGUGACCACAUUCACUUGGGUUGGAAGAACAUUCUGGAUUGCAUUUUAAGCUUGCACAGGUUUGGACUUCUUCCUUCACGUAUCCUCAGUGAUUCAGCUGAUGAUGACCCAGAGUCAUUGUCUACUGAUGUGGAUAAAAAGAGAUCUGCUACGGUUCUCCCUACAGGAUCUAACAUACCCCCACUAGCCGCUUCUAAUAGGAAAUCAUCUGGCUUAAUGGGCCGGUUUAGCCAGUUUUUGUCUCUGGAUAUUAUUGAAGAUGCUGCAGCUGAUCCCAGUGAGGAACAGAUUGAUGCUCGCCAACGGAUGCUGCAGAUGAUCCAAAGCUGUCACGUUGAUAACAUCUUUGCUGACAGUAAGUUUCUGCAAGCAGAGUCACUAUUGCAGCUUGUUCAGGCACUUGUUUUGGCUGCAGGAAGGCUUUCUUCUAAAGGGAGAAAGGAAAGCGAUGAAUUGACUGCUGUUUUUUGCCUGGAGUUGUUAAUUGCAAUAACAUUAAACAACAGGGACCGGAUUAUGCUUCUCUGGCAAGGUGUUUAUGACCAUAUAGCCAGUAUAGUCCAAUCAACCAUAAUGCCAUGUCCUCUGAUUGAAAAGGCUGUGUUUGGAUUGUUACGAAUAUGCCAGCGGUUGCUUCCUUAUAAAGAGAACCUAACCGAUGAGCUUCUCACAUCUCUGCAACUGGUGUUAAAACUUGAUGCCCGGGUCGCCGAUGCUUACCUACCACACAUCACGGAGGAAGUGAUGCGUCUCGUGAGAGCAAAUGCCGUGCAGAUACGAUCCCACAUGGGGUGGCGCACAAUAAUUUCGCUGCUCUCGCUCACGGCCCGACAUCCGGAAGCGUCAGAUGUGGGUUAUGAGACGCUAUCAUUCAUCAUGUCUGGUGAUGGGGCCCGUCACCUCUUACCAGCGAACUACGUCCUCUGCAUCAACGCAGCUAGGCAGUUCGCAGAGCACCAGGUCGGGAGCGUCGACCGGUCUGUAACGUCCUUGGAUCUGAUGGCGGGUUCGGUUGUUUGUCUCGUGAGGUGGUCCCACAAGACAAAAGAAGCUCUGGAGGGGGAUGCCGCAUCAAAGAUGUGCCAGGAUAUUUGGGAGAUGUGGCUGAGGUUGGUACAAGGGAUAAGAAAAGUGUGUUUGGAUUCUAGAGAAGCUGUCAGAAACCAUGCAAUUUUGAUGUUACAAAGAUGUUUGACCGAAGUUGAUGGAAUCAGUGUUCCAAAUGACUUGUGGUUACUUUGCUUCAAUCAACUCAUAUUCACAUUAACAGAUGAUCUGCUAGAACUUGUGCACCGGAAUAAUUCCUUGAAGGAUCAUAGUAGCAUUGAAGGAUCAAUUGUUUUGUCAUUGAAGCUAAUGUCAAAAGUCUUCUUGCAGCGUCUUGAGGAUCUUUACCGCAUAGACUCGUCUUUCCAGACACUAUGGUUAACGGUUGUGGAUUGCUUAGAGAGAUGUAUGAAGGUGAAAUAUCGGGGGAAGAAAAGUGGGAAAAUCACUGAACUUGUUCCGGAGCUACUCAAGAACAUUUUGCUUGUCAUGAAGACAAGUGGGAUUCUGUCACCCAGUGAACUUAUAGAAGGUGACAGUUUCUGGCAGUUGACAUGGCUGCAUGUGAACAAUAUCGCCCCAUCUCUUCAAUCAGAAUUUUUUUCCCAAACUGAACUGGAAGAGCAGCAGCAGCAGCACGUCCAAAUGGGACAGAGUCCAAUCCCUGGUGAAAGUGUUCUCAUUGCAGCUUCGGGUGGAACAACUUAGAAGAGACUCUGACUAAGAUUCUAAAGGCCCAUUUGAAAGAGACAAUGUUUGCUAACCUACUUUUUAGUCAAUUAUUCAACAGUAAGAUGGCUCUCCAUCCCGCUACAGUUCAUAUAUUUCAGGGUCGGUGACAUGGUGGCAACGUUGUCUUCUUUUGUUUUGCUACAAUUUCAUUCCACAUACAAGAUUUUUAUUGAAGUCUUUAAAAGAAGUCAACAAGACUUGAGAAGUGAGCUUGCCAACAGCCACACACUGGACAAAGCAUAUCUCCGGCAGUUCUAAAGAAGCUUUGGGAUGAGUUUUAUUUCAACACUGGCCAUGGCUUGUUAGAGAAGGUAUAAUUUCCUUUUUCAACAAGCUGUUUCAGUACUAACAGAAAGAAGUCUUUAGAACAUUACAAAUAUGUUAACAAAGCCUAUGACCAGCCACCCAUAGUAUGUAAACAAUUCAUCUUCAAGGCUCUCCGAACCCCUUUGGCGACCAACUUAUAUUCAUUACUUUUUAUUUUACGAAUUAUGUCAUUUCGCUCCCUAUUUUAUAGAUUUAUUUCGUUAGGAUUAUCCUAAUUCCAAAAGGUGCCUUGCUCACUGAAUGUAUCUAUCAUUCUAUCUUUGUUUUGUAAUGUGUUGCCAUACUGCAACUUUUUGUAUUCCAAAUUUGUCCUCUAUCUGCAUGCCCCCAUAUUCUUUCCCCAUUUCCCUAAGUUCUCCCUUGGAAUUUUUUAAUGACUUUCAAGGCCUCCAUGAUGAAUCCUUGACCCCCCGAGCACAGUCCAGAAAGAGGAUAGAAUUGUAAGCUCUAACAUUCAAGAUUAGUUCAAGGAAAUGUGACAUUUUACAACAUCAGCAAAAACACCCCCUCAAAAAAUAAACUCCUUUGCAAUGCAAGUAUGCAACUAUGUCAUCAUUUUUUUGGGCUGAAAGUUGCCUUGAUGAGGGGCCAUCGUAGCCUCAAGAUGGAAUUAGAAGAACAACCCAACAUUGAUAAGCUUUCCAGUUUCCACAAUUCCACCGUGGAUCUCUACAUCUUUGGUUAAGAUUUUUACACCAGUACCACAAUUACAUAUAUAUACAUCUACAUGAUAACUCGAGCAGCUCCAGUCAGUCCAGUGUAUCUGAGUGUUAGGAAAUUUAUAUAACUAGUAUGUGUACCCGUGCACUGCACGGGAAAAUAUGUGUUUAAAGUUUUUAUUAAAAUUGUUGGGACAAUGAAUUGUAUGUGAAUUCCUCAAUCAGAGUUUAUAAGAAAAUUCAGUCAACUAUGAAUAGAGUUGUCAAAGUGAGUUGAAGUCCAUAGGGUUAGCCCAUUUCAUCUCAUUUCACGGUGGGUUAGAGUUGUCAUUCUUCAAUCCGAUGAACACACCAGUUUCGAAAUUUGCAUGGAUUGCAGGUUAAGUGAGUUCACCCAUGCAGGUUGCAAGUAAACCAAAAUAUAAACAUCUAUUUUUUACUUUCAUUUUCUUCAGUAUUGUUGCUUUACUACCAAAAUAAAUUUCAAAUAUACUUAUUAAUGUACAACCCUUGUUGAACUAUUGUUUCUAUAUAUAAUAUUUAUUCAAAUAAAUUACUCUAGCAUUAUUUCUAUAUAUGAACUGGAACGUUAGAUUUGAAGAUUGUAAAUUAUAUAUAUAAGAUUGAGUUCAAAUGAGAAGACACCUUAACGUGUAAAAGAGAGUUAGAAUGAACUGGAAUAUUAAAUUUGAAAAAUGUGGAUUAUUUAAAAUAGAAAUAUGCGCUAUCAUAAAAAAAUGUAGUAGCAUCUUUAUAAAUAAAUUCAACCUUUCAUGUCCAUUUAAAGUCUGAAUUAUUUUAAAUAUAAGUGUAUUGUGCACCUCCAUGAAAAAUAAUGUGCAUCAUUUGAGAUCAUUCUCAUUGUUUGAGACCAUUAAUCAGUUAGAUGAUCCAAGCUAUGAAAAACAUAA